ACCAUUUCAUAUAGCUAGUGUGUGAAGUGUGUGUUUCAGAGCAGCAAAAGUAGGUGGAAGUGCGUGUUGUCUGUGUGAGAGAGACAGAGAUGGACAAGAAUCGUCAUGAGACAGAAAUCAUGGAGAUGGAGAUGGAAAAAACAGCAUCUGCAGCAAACGAUGAUGAUGAUCAGAUCAACUACAGAGGGCUCAAGGUCAUGCCUUUCAUCAUUGGAAAUGAGACGUUUGAGAAGCUUGGAGCCAUCGGCACUUUGUCCAACCUGCAGGUGUACCUGACCACAGUUUUCAACAUGAAACGCAUUUCCGCAACAACGCUUCUUAAUGUCUUCAAUGGCACCACCAACAUUGCAACUUUGGUUGGAGCUUACAUCUCGGACACCCACUGUGGCCGUUACAACACUCUCGGAUUCGCCUCAAUCGCUUCCUUUAUUUGGCUUGCUGGUGGUGAAUCUAACAGCAGUAUUCAAGAACUUGCAUCCACCCCACUGCGAGCUUGGCGACAACCGAUGCAUCGGGCCAGAUGCCGGCCAAAUGGCCUUCUUACUCUUGGGCUUCGGCCUAAUGGUAGUCGGGGCCGGUGGCAUAAGGCCAUGCAACUUGGCUUUUGGGGCUGAUCAGUUCAAUCCCAACACAGAGUCCGGGAAGCGUGGGAUCAACAGCUUCUUCAACUGGUACUAUUUCACUGUCACGUUCGCUGAGAUCGUGUCGUUGACGCUGAUCGUCUAUGUGCAGUCGAAUGUGAGCUGGUCAAUAGGGUUAGCCCUUCCGACAAUCUUCAUGUUCCUCUCAUGUCUCUUGUACUUUGUCGGGACAAGAUUGUACGUAAAAGUAAAGCCAGAGGGGAGUCCGAUAACUAGUCUGGUCCAGGUUGCGACGGUUGCUUUCAAGAAGAGGAAGUUGGAGUUGCCUGAGCAGCCAUGGAUCAAUCUCUUCAAUCAUACUCCACCUAACUCCAUCAACUCUAAGCUGCCUUACACUGACCAAUUCAGCUUUCUUGACAAAGCAGCAAUCAUAACUCCAGAAGACGAGAUCAAAGCAGAUGGAUAUGCAGCUAACCCCUGGAAUCUCUGCAGCAUGCAGCAAGUGGAAGAAGCAAAGUGUGUAAUCCGAGUCAUUCCAGUUUCACUCACAGCCAUUCUCUACCACAUUGGAGCACAACAACAGUACGUAGUUUUCCAGGCACUUCAGUCUGACAGGCGUCUCGGGAACACCGGAUUCCAGAUUCCGGCCGCCUCCUACGUCAUCUUUGCCAUGCUCAGCCUCACCCUCUGGGUGCCGGUAUACGACAGGCUCGUCGUCCCAUUCAUGAGAAGAAUCAAGAAAGGUGAGGGCAUCACAGUUUUGCAAAGGAUCGGGAUAGGCCUGUUCAUAACGAUCGUAGAGUCGCUCGUUGGGGCGUUUGUGGAAGAACGGAGAAGAAUGUCUGCCCUCAGACGGGGCAGCGCAGUUUCUCCCAUGUCAGCAAUGUGGCUGGUUCCUCAGCUGGCGCUCGGAGGCCUGGCGGAGGCGUUCAACGCCAUUGGCCAAAUCGAGUUUUACUAUAAGCAGUUCCCGGAGAACAUGAGGAGCAUUGCCGGGGCGUUUUUCUUCUGUGGCAGUGCUGUUUCGAAUUACGCGUACAGUUUCUUGAUCUCAGUGGUGCAUCGGAUGACGGAGGGUAGCUCAACAGGGGACUGGCUGCCGGAGGAUCUAAACAAAGGGAGGUUGGAUAACUUCUAUUACCUGGUUGCAGCACUGUGUGCCUUAAAUUUUGGGUAUUUCCUUCUGUGUGCUAGUUGGUAUAGGUACAAAGGAACUGGAGAGACCAGCACUGGAAUGGAAAUGGAGGCGAAGAAACUCGACGAACACACUGCUUGACUAGGCAUGUCAAUGAAUAGGGCCUUAUGGUAGUUUCAGACAAUCAACAAACAUGAAGGAAGUUGUCUUCCAACAGAAGCAAGAUUAGUGGGAGUUCAUUAGAUGUCUGAAGGCAAGAAUUUGUUAUUUCAAGUGGUUUUACUUUAACAAUCAAGAAACAGGAGAGAGGAGGCACGUAACUAGUUUUAGAUUUAUGAAGAGAGAAGUGUAUUUGUAUUGAUCUUUGGUAAUGCCGUACUCAAUCUUUGUUGUUAGCUGAAGAACAUUUUGGAGUUUUGGUAAUGGCUGAUACAUUUCCCUGAAAAAGCAUAAGCUAUAUAGGCUGAAAAACGAUUUAAAGUAGUCGAUACUUGUAGAAGAACGGCGCAUACGAUGACCGUUUAACAGCUUUGUAAAUAUUUAUGUAGAAGUUGCACACUUUAACUAGUUUUACGUUUUGUCUUGUUGGCAAAUAGUUGAAUUAGUUAGAAGGCGUUUAUGUUUUAGGUGAGCUAUAAACUCGUCCUCUGUACAUUUUUACUCACUUGAU
Molecule: messenger RNA, 2386 nt
Organism: Sesamum indicum (sesame)
Lineage: Eukaryota; Viridiplantae; Streptophyta; Magnoliopsida; Lamiales; Pedaliaceae
Product: protein NRT1/ PTR FAMILY 2.11
Biological process (GO): transmembrane transport
Cellular component (GO): membrane
Molecular function (GO): transmembrane transporter activity
Source: RefSeq, a predicted model, not a curated record